GGGUCUUAGAGCCGACGGAUUCCAGCGCUUCUCGCCCUGAUUGGUUCCAUCCUUCUCAAGCUACCCGAUGAUUGGUUCAAACUUCCUGAAGGAGGCGCGGCCUGAGGAAAGUAAAAACUCGCUUUGAGCCUGAAGACUUUUGAAACUUUUCCCAAUCCCUAAAAGGGACUUUGCUUCUUUUUCCGGGCUCGGCUGGGCAGCCUCUCCGUACCCCAGCUCGCUGAGGCUGCGGGCUGUCGUUCUGCUGGCGGGACCCCGAGAGCCGCGGUCUUCUUUCCUAGCGUUCAGAAGAGUCGGUCUCGCUCCACGAUCGCGCGUGGCAUCUCCGCCGCCAGUUCAGGGUUGCCACCCGCCGGGCCGAGAGCACGCGGCCAGCGGGGCCGCCCCAGGCGCGCCCUCCAGGAUGCUGACUCGCCCGGUCGGCUGAACCCAAGCGCUCCCGGUCGGCCCGAGCUCCGGCGCCUUCGGCGCUUGGCUCGCGACGCUGCCCCGAGAAGGGGCUGCCCGCGCCGCCCCGUUUCCUCCUGCUCUCCUGCUCCAGGCCUCGCUCGCCGCAGUCGGUGCGCACAGGCGGCGGCCGGGCGUCUGGGACGCAGCAUGCAGGCGCGCUACUCGGUGUCGGACCCCAACGCCUUGGGAGUGGUACCCUACUUGAGCGAGCAAAACUACUACCGGGCAGCGGGCAGCUACGGCGGCAUGGCCAGCCCCAUGGGCGUCUACUCCGGCCACCCGGAGCAGUACGGCGCCGGCAUGGGCCGUUCCUACGCGCCCUACCACCACCAGCCCGCGGCGCCCAAGGACCUGGUGAAGCCGCCUUACAGCUACAUCGCGCUCAUCACCAUGGCGAUCCAGAACGCCCCCGAGAAGAAGAUCACCCUGAAUGGCAUCUACCAGUUCAUUAUGGACCGCUUCCCCUUCUACCGCGAGAACAAGCAGGGCUGGCAGAACAGCAUUCGCCACAACCUGUCGCUCAAUGAGUGCUUCGUGAAGGUGCCGCGCGACGACAAGAAGCCGGGCAAGGGCAGCUACUGGACGCUCGACCCGGACUCCUACAACAUGUUCGAGAAUGGCAGCUUUCUACGGCGACGCCGGCGCUUCAAGAAGAAGGACGUGCCCAAGGACAAGGAGGAGCGGGCCCACCUCAAGGAGCCGCCUUCGGCCCCAGCCAAGGGCGCCCCGACGGGGACCCCGGUAGCGGACGCGCCCAAGGAGGCCGAGAAGAAGGUGGUGGUCAAGAGCGAGGCGGCGUCACCCGCGCUGCCGGUCAUCACCAAGGUGGAGACAUUGAGCCCCGAGGGCGCGCUGCAGGCCAGUCCCCGCAGCGCAGCCUCCACUCCCGCUGGCUCCCCUGACGGCUCGCUGCCUGAGCACCACGCCGCGGCGCCCAACGGGCUGCCAGGUUUCAGCGUGGAGACCAUCAUGACGCUGCGCACGUCGCCUCCGGGCGGCGAUCUGAGCCCGGCGGCCGCGCGCGCCGGCCUGGUAGUGCCGCCGCUGGCUCUGCCUUACGCUCCCGCGCCACCGGCCGCUUAUGCACAACCGUGCGCGCAGGGCCUGGAGGCGGCGGGCUCCGCAGGCUACCAGUGCAGCAUGCGGGCCAUGAGCCUGUACACCGGGGCCGAGCGACCCACGCACGUGUGCGUCCCACCGGCCCUGGACGAGGCUCUGUCGGACCACCCGAGCGGCCCCGGCUCCCCGCUCGGAGCUCUCAACCUCGCGGCUGGCCAAGAGGGCGCGCUGGGGGCCGCGAGCCACCACCAUCAGCAUCACGGCCACCUCCACCCGCAGGCGCCGCCGCCCGCCCCGCAGCCCCCGCCAGCGCCACAGCCUGCCACCCAGGCCACCUCCUGGUACCUGAACCAUAGCGGGGACCUGAGCCACCUCCCCGGUCACACGUUCGCCACCCAACAGCAAACUUUCCCCAAUGUCCGGGAGAUGUUCAACUCGCACCGGCUGGGACUGGAAAACUCGACCCUCGGGGAGUCCCAGGUGAGCAAUGCGAGCUGUCAGCUGCCCUACCGAGCCACACCGUCCCUCUACCGCCAUGCGGCCCCCUACUCCUAUGACUGCACCAAAUACUGAGGCUCGCAGCCCGCCCUUACCCCAGGCCCGCACCGGCUUCGCCUCCCCAUGGGACCCUCUUUGACGGAGCCGCAGAAAGCGACGGAACGCACCCCUCUCUCAGACCCGGGAGCAGAGAGCUCCGCGCAACUCGCAGGUAACUUAUCCACAACUCGGUUUCUGAGAUCCCAGCGAGUCCCUCUAACGGGGACGCAACCCACCGAAACGAAAUACCGAUUUUUAACAAUUUCCUUCCCCUACCCGGAUGCUGCGCCUGCUCCCUUUGGGGCUUCACAGAUUAGUUUAUGGACCAAAUCCCGCAGGGACCCCUAAUGACUUUCUGUGGAGACUCCCCACGGGUGCAAGAGGUGUCUCUGGAUAAGGUGCCUUCUGUAAACGAGUGCGGAUUUUGUUGUUGCCCAGAGCCUUUAAUAUAAUAUUUAAAGUUGUGUCCACUGGAUAAGGCUUCAUCUUGCCCAACCGUUUCUGCCAAAUUGAAUUCAAGAAAGCUAUGUGGGUUUUCUCCUCACAGUACCAUGAUAAAAUAGAAUUCUUUCCCCAACUGCAGGUCUUUUACAAAACAAGAAAAUAAUUUAUUUUUUUGUUGGUGGUGGAUAACGAAGUAAAGUAUCUGAUACUUUUAAUUUAGGAAGUAUGAUGGCUUUGUACAGUAGACGCCAUCGGGAGUAUUCCUAAAAGACACAGAAAGACUUAAGAUUUUAACUUCACUUGUGUUUGUCUUAUGUGGUCUCAAUGUUGUAUUUACCUUAAAAUAAACCCAUGCUGUUUUUCUGCCCAAA
This is a messenger RNA of Mesocricetus auratus (golden hamster), 2861 nucleotides long. It is a transcript of the gene Foxc2, whose product is annotated as forkhead box C2. The coding region runs from base 598 to 2082 and encodes 494 amino acids. Lineage: Eukaryota; Metazoa; Chordata; Mammalia; Rodentia; Cricetidae. Gene Ontology annotation, biological process: regulation of transcription by RNA polymerase II; cell differentiation; anatomical structure morphogenesis. The transcript has a single exon. Gene Ontology annotation, molecular function: DNA-binding transcription factor activity, RNA polymerase II-specific; RNA polymerase II cis-regulatory region sequence-specific DNA binding. The record is from RefSeq and is a predicted model, not a curated record.